Molecule: messenger RNA, 2615 nt
Organism: Branchiostoma floridae (Florida lancelet)
Lineage: Eukaryota; Metazoa; Chordata; Leptocardii; Amphioxiformes; Branchiostomatidae
Product: nicotinamide N-methyltransferase-like
Exons: 6
Coding region: 766-1953 (395 amino acids)
Cellular component (GO): cytosol
Molecular function (GO): N-methyltransferase activity
Source: RefSeq, a predicted model, not a curated record
GUUCUCCUAUUUAUUACAUGCCUGUAAAUACGCGAGAUUGCCGAACUUUGACUUCGACGUACCUCCUGUCGAAGAGGAAGCGCCUCCCUACCGUGCCCUACCACCCUGUUACCUGGCUUCAGCCGAGAAGUGACUUCGAUGAGCCUACAUAUUAUUAAAGAAGAGGAAGAGAAUACAGCCGUUCUUUCCACUAUCUAAGAGACAUGCAAAGUUGCUCUAAAUCUAAGUCCUCUGUUUUAUAACGCAUAGGGAACAUUAACAUCUGAUAUCCGCAAUUCAAUAUUGAUGUGCUACAAAACGAUUUUAUAGCGGCUCCAUCCAGCAUGUCUUGCUUUACACCGCGCAAAGUAUAACAUAACUUCUUUUUUUUCAAAUCGUUCGUGACGUCGACGUUAUCUGUACAAGUAUAGACCAUGUCACUUUAGACCCAAUGUAGCGGGGAAUAUCAUAUAUGAAGUUGCAUUUGACAUAUUUCUAGCAGCAAAGGAACUUUAUGAAACUGUUGUCCUACUGACCUGUAUAUAUGUUCCGCUCAGAAUGUAGAAAUGAAAUAAAAGUUGAUAAUGUAAGAUUCGGAUUCUGUUAUCUUUUGUAGAAGAACUGACGAAGAAGCUGUAGUUUAUCAAAGCAACGUUGUAUGAGUGCACGUAGGUAAACAUAUAGAUAUGCACCGUUAUGUUUGUAUUCUCUCGUAUUGUCAGUAGAAGACGUCCGAGUCUACGAAAUGUAGAGAGGUCUUGAGAACUGAGAACCACUUCUGUUAUCAUGUUUAUGUUAGACUCCGUACCGUUCAGUGACGUCAUUUUUCCCAAACCUACCGUGACAGGAUACGUCUGCACAGAAAAGUACAAAAAGAGAACGAAGAACUUUGAGCCCGGCUGUUUAACCGAUGAAAAAACGUACCUCAAUCUAAAAAUUAUUGGCAUCGUCCUCCCACACACCAUGACACACGGAACACUACAAAUAUCGAAUCGACCCGCUGCAUUCGCUGUGCAUGGUACCGGCUCACACUGCAAAAUACAUGGUUCGUCCCAGAUCAAAUAUUUGACUUCACCCGCGUCAUAUAGUAAAUACCUAGCUACUACACGAGUGCCAUUCUUGCAACUAGCACCCCCGAUCCCGACAGCUGCAGAGCUUACUUCUCACAGCAAACGAUACAAGUACAAAUUGGCGGUAACCAUGACUACUGGUGGCACGGUGCCCUGGGGCAGAGAGUACUUGGAUGAGUUGUUCGGCACGUUUGAAGAGGACAUCACUGAUGACGAAGGAGAGGGAUCCAUGAAAUCCAUGGAAUUCUUCCAUGAUGUGUUCAGUAGUGGGUCAUAUGGAGGACGUCUGAUUGACAUCGGGUCUGGUUCUACACUGUACCAGGUUAUCAGCGCUAGCAGAUUCUUCUCGGAAAUAGUGUGUUCCGAUUACAGCAAGGACGCAAGAACAGAGAUCGAGAAAUGGCUGAAGAAGGACAAAGGGGCAUUUGAUUGGACAUCGUACUUCCAAUACUUCAUAGACUUGGAAGGAAGCAGUGAAAAGAUUGAGGAUCGUGAACAGAAGCUCCGCCAAGCGAUCAAGGCGGUAGUGCACUGCGACGUCCUUCAGCCCAACCCUACUCAACCACUGACCUUUGAACCAUUUGAUGUGAUGAUCUCAGCUUAUUGCCUUGAGGUGGCAAGCCCAGAUAGAUCAUCAUAUGCUAAAGCGGUGGCAAACAUAUCAACACUACUGAAACCUGGAGGAACCAUUGUAUUCGAGACUUACAUUGGGGCAACCUUUGCUGUCAUAGGAGGUGUAAAAUCGAAGCUCCUUCCUGUUGAAGUGGAGUUCGUGGUGCAGACCUUCAGAGACGCAGGCUUCUGCGACAUCCAGACUGUCUACUACCCGUCUCCGGACAGGGAGGAGUACAAGGUCACCGAUGUCAAGGGCAUGCUGUUCUUCACAGCCAAGAAAUGCAGCUGAAAACUGUGAAGCUUCUGACAUGAAAGCUGAAAAUUGAAAUCCAGAAAGAAGAUAGCUGAAAUAGAAACCACGAUGCUACAUAGAUGUCCCCGUAAAUGCUUGCUGAUGGUUGCUUAAAUUUAUUGAGGUGUAAACUUGAGCCUUGACCUUAGCCUGCUGUGUGUACCUUAAGCUACCGGAGCACUAACGGCUGAUGUUGCAGUCUAGGGGAUAUCUUACAUUCAAACAUAUGGACCUAUUCGUUAUUAUGUGAUUACAUUCUAUAUUAGUGUGGUAUUAUGGUUAUAAGUACUUCGGAUGAUAAGACUUGUUUUAUCUGAAUAAUACGGAGAAGAAAAGUCAUGAGUAUUACUAUUGCUGCAACAAAUAGUGUAGUAGGCUUCUGUAAUUUAAGAAACAUAUAUAUAAAACUUUGAAGACCAAAUUUCACAUGUUUCCAAUCACACCUCUAUGAAUGAACUGAAUGGAAGGAACCUAAUAUAAUGCCUCGACUUUGGAACCAUUUAUACAAAAAUCCUCCUUUCAAAUAUUACUCUUGUUAUAGAUAUUUAAGAGCCAAGACCGCACGUCAAACUCAUGUCAAUGUAAAGCCAAUAAUCAGUAUCUUUACGUCAAUUACGUGUCUUUUUGUAUUGUAUGUGUUUUAUCGUGGAAAGGAAACA